AUGGACUCCUCUGAAAGUCGUCCAAGCGGUCAAGAUCCUGAUCCCGAAGAUGCAUCCUCCUCUCCACCAUCAUCAGCCCCCGUGAGCUCCACUAGCAACAACACCAGAAGACAACAACGAAAGGAAGCCUUGGCUGUGAUGUUUGGCAGACUGUCGGUGUUGACCAAGAAAAAGUCAUCAUCGUCUACUCCUUUGAGCAUCAAUACGUCUUUGGAUGAAAAGUUCCUCAAGGUAGCAGACGAGGAGAGCCCCACGGGGAGCGAAACGACUGGAACAGCUAGCACUUUUUCCCUCUCGACCAUUGAAUCGGAAACUAGACUGGCAAUGGCCGGCAAGAAAUCUCCUCAAUUUGCAAAUGCCUUGAUAUCUCCAUCUUUCCAACUACCAUCACCAACAGAAGAUGAUUGUCCUAAGAAUACGUUUGAAGUCACCUUUGCAAAGAAAUUCUCCAACAUGUUUCAUACGGCAGAGGCUCAGGUCGAUUUAAAGAAAGCCACACUGACCGCGAUUGAGGAAGACGAUGGUGAAAACCAUCAAUCUCAGGAAUUUGAUAAUGAGGAAUAUUUGCCUGAUGACAACAGCACUGAGAAUCGUCAUCUUUCAGAAGAUUGUUCGGUGCAGUCGCAGACUUCGGAGAAAACCUACGCUUCCCAGAUAUCGCGAUUUUCAAUCGAUGAAAAAGUUUUGAACUCGCCACUACAGGAAAAAGAUUAUCUAGAGGAUUUAGACUAUCUGGAAGAUCUAGAGGAAAAUUCUCACCAGUGGGUCAAUGAGGAACAUCAUCUUUCAGAUGAUCGUUCGACGCAAUCACAGACUUCAGAGAAAACCUAUGCCUCCCAGAUAUCACGAUUUUCCAUAAAUGAAGAAGUUAUGAACUCGCCACGUCAAGAAAAUUGCACUCUGGAGAAUCUAGAUGAAGAUUCUUAUCGGAGCAAUAGCGAGGAAUAUGAAAUGCUGGAAGCGAAUUCUCAGCAUUCACGCACCAGCACCAACGAUUCUCCAGGAUCCAACGUAUCAUAUUUAUCCAUGGCACAGUUGGAUUCACCACGGAUGCAAGCUGUAAAUAUUGGGUCCCGCCUUUGCAUGACGGGAGAAAUUCAUGUUGUGAUGGGUGAAAAUACCGUUGAAGAAUCAGAUGAUUCUGAUCCAUUUCUCGCCAUUCGUCACGGUGAAUUCCAAUUGCCUGACAGAAAAGGACGACCACCUUCAUUCCAUGCCAGUCCCGGACAGUCGGACCAUGUUGCAACUUCAAUGAAGACUUAUAUUAUGCUUCCAGAAGAGCCAGCAACAGAUUGGGAUGAAGCUCUGGAUCCUAUCGACUUGAUCCGCUAUGGAAACGAAAUCCUGUCAUCUCAGUCACAAGGACCACCACUACCUAUUCCUGACGGAAGGAAAGAUUGCGAUCGCUUCAAGACUUUUCAGGUGGUGUGUGAACGACUGAGGAAGUCGUCGCCUGAUAUGGACUGGAACAAUAAUUUGGAUCCAGUUAUAGUCGAUCGUCUUGGUGAUGACGACCAUCCUGAGACACUAUUUCCAUCUCCUUUUGCUCAAUCCACUCGCAAUGGAAGACCACCAAUCAUUCCCGAUCGAAAGAUUGCCUGUAAUCGCCAAAAGACACUACAGCAUAUGCAUCUGCGGCUGCAGCAAUCGUCUCCUGACGCUGAUGAUUGGGACCACGAGGAAUCAACAGAAUCAGAACUUGUGAACCAUCAUAGCGGCGAUGGCCAAUCAAUCUCGGAUCAAACGCGAUCAUCACAUUCUACUGAUUACAAUGAAAACGUUGAUGGCCUCGGUAUAACGCUACGGACGAUUCGUCUACAAUCAAAGCAGCAUCCAGCCUUCAGCAAUGCGUGGGAACAUCGUCUAGACAAGUACAGCGACGAGGUAGAUACUGAUUAUCAUAAUGACGAGGAGUACACAUACAAUGGUGAGUACAACGACGGCAGCGACAAGUCCACAAUGCAAGGGUUGGGCCAGCAUUCCUACUGCCAUGAACAUUCCAUGCCCCCAAAGGUGCCAAAAGCACUAUCAAGUACGACUCGAUGGUAUCGAAAGACUGGAGCACUGCCACAAUCAUCGUAUUAUGGCCCCGGACCAGUCGAUUUUGAUCAAAUGUAUGACACGGUAUACCAGAAUAAUGCGAAAGUAUCACAAGUCGUAUCAGAUACCCCUAAUAUUGACACAGUCUACCUGCUGUGGAAGCAACGGGGCCAGCCAAUUGGAGUUUACUUGCGGAAAUUUAAGAGACGCCAUGGGAUCUACGUGGAUCGACUUGAUCCGAAUGGUUUGGCAUGCCGAGCGGACAAUACAGCAGCAGAGUUUAGUCGACGAUCCACUGUCUCUGCUUCCAAAUCAAAAAGAAACAAAAGUACCAUCCGUGCAGAGGCCGAGACAAGCACUUCAUCUCGAACCAGAAGUGUGGGAAGACUUGCACCUGGUAUGAAAAUUGAGAUGAUCAAUAGUCAACCAUGCCCAAACGAUCUUCAUGUCUGUAUUGAUAUCAUUGUCCAGACCAGCGGCUGGCUGACACUUCAAGUCAGUUGA
This is a messenger RNA of Cylindrotheca closterium, 2544 nucleotides long. Lineage: Eukaryota; Bacillariophyta; Bacillariophyceae; Bacillariales; Bacillariaceae. The record is from the annotation of a GenBank genome assembly.